AGGUGUUAGGUGUUCUGAUUGGGUGAGGGGAUGUUUCUACGCCUUUGUGUCGAUCUUGACAAUGUAUCCUAAUAACAAGUAGGGGGUGUAACUGGAUGAUUAUAUAGCGGUAGUCUGAAUGCUAGUCAUGUUUAUUCUAUCUAAAGGUUUAGCGUAGACCAGUAGACGUUUUUUAUUUUCUUUUAAUUGUGCAUAGUAAAAACCUACAAAAAUUAUGUCGGGUGGCCAGAGUUUGCAGGAUAGGUUAAUUGCAGCUCGACAUGCUCUUGCAGGUCAAGGGUUAGCAAGAAGUGUGUGUAAAGCAGCGACUGAAGAACUAAUUGCUCCAAAGAAAAAACAUUUGGAUUAUCUUCUACAGUGUACAAAUGAACCUAAUGUCUCCAUUCCACAAAUGGCUAACUUUCUCAUUGAGAGGACUCAACAUUCAUCAUGGGUGGUAGUCUUCAAAGCUUUGGUCACUAUUCAUCAUCUCAUGUGUUAUGGUAACGAGAGAUUUCUCCGUUUCUUUGCAUCAAGUAACUACACUUUUGAACUUGGGAAUUUCAUAGAUAAAAGUGGAGCACAAGGAUAUGACAUGUCCACGUUCAUAAGAAGAUACUCCAAGUAUCUCAAUGGAAAAGCAGUAGCAUACAGAUCCAUAGGUUUUGACUUUUGUAAGAUUCACAGAGGGAAAGAAGAUGGAAAAUUAAGGUCCAUGAGCACUGAAAAGUUGUUACAAACCGUGCCUGCUCUUCAAAACCAGAUGGAUGCACUUGUGGAGUUUGAUUGCACUUCAAAUGACUUGAUGAACUCUGUGAUUCGGGCCUGUUUUAUGCUACUCUUCAGAGACUUAAUACGUCUGUUUGCUAGCUACAAUGAUGGGAUUAUUAACCUCUUGGAAAACUAUUUCCAACUGAACAAGAAACACUGUCAAGAAAGCCUGGAUGUGUAUAAAAGGUUUCUUAUUCAUAUGAACAAAGUAGCAGAAUUCUUGAAAGUUGCAGAGGACAUUGGCAUUGAUAAAGGUGACAUACCAGAUCUAACAAGGGCUCCAAGCAGUCUUCUGGAUUCUCUUGAACAGCACGUGAUGUCUCUAGAAGGAAAAAAAACGAGUUCAACCACAAUAGCAGGACCAACAGGCAAUGCAUUUGGAAGUACUGGAGGAACCCGAAACCAUGAAGUUAACGGUGUCAAGAAAGGCGAACAGAUUCCAGAGGAUCGUAAUGAAGAUGUUUCUUAUACGGAUCAGGGGAAACAUGACUGUCCGAUAGUCUGGGAACAACCAAACUGGACUAAUUUGGAUCUCAAGUUUAAAGAUAUGGCUAACACUGAGAGAAAAACCACUACAUGUGAUGUUCCUACCCUGUGCACCAAGACUAAUCCAUUUCUGUCAUCACCAAGUAGCCAAACACCUAGCACUGUGAUGUCUGGUACUGAAAAAGUCGACUUCUUUUCUCAAUCUACCACGGAUGGAUCAGUUUCAGAAUCUAGUCCUCCCAAGAUAAGCAACAAUUUUCUCGGCUUUAGUGCCAAUCCCUUUGUUGACAGCCUAACGAGAGGCAGCGAACUUCAACAAAGUUUGCCAUUUGGUGCCUUCAGGACUAAUGAUGUUUUUGAAAAUGCCUCAACCUCUUUCACGUCAGUUGAUCGUUUCGUGACUGAUUCUUCAUUUGCUUCAGCAUUUGGAGAGAAGACAGCAUCUUCUUUUGUAAUAACAUCACCUGAACAACGAAAAGGGAAUGGUGAAAUAAAGGUGCCUUCAAUGGACUCUUAUGGAAGAUCAGAUGCACAUUCUUCUGCAACUGAGCAAAUUAGAGAGUCAGGAACUGGACCAAUUUUAUCUCAUCUGUCCGAGUCUGUAUUUGGUAAACAAGUUGAACAUUUGAAAGAAUGUGAAGCUUCAGAAAACCUUGUUUGGGGAAGCAGCUCACAAUGUAGUGAUCCUUUAUCUUCAGAUGUAAAUCCUUUUGGAACCACCUUUAAUCCCCUUUUCUCAACAUCUGUUUCAGUAACUAUGUCAUCCAAAUGUGAAGAUAAAAUAGAUGAUUUUAGCUUGAAUGAUACUAAGUGUAGAAUUGAAGAGUCAGUUGCACAACUUCCUUCAGUGGUGAAAACAAAAUCAACAGUGCCUCUUGUUCCUCCAUUGGAAUGUUCAGAUAUCCUCUCCACUGACUCAGCUUCAGAUCCUAAGAAUUGGUCAACUCUCAAUGCUCUUCAGACUUCUGACAUGCAUCAACACUUGCUCUGUUCUACUGUAUUGAAUGACCUAAAUCCAUCUAUUGAACAUAAGCACUUUGAAGAUUCUUUCAUGGAUUUCGGACAAAAGUUCCAAACUGCUUUAACUAUAAAAUCUAAUUCUAUGACUCAAAGUCAACCAACCCAGACUGUUUCACCUAUUGAACCAACUCCUGUGACCAAAACUUUAACUACCUCGACUAUUUUGCCAAUUGGACAAAGUUCUGUGAUUGGAUCUCCACCACCUCCAACUGGUUUGCCGAUUGGACAACGUUCUGUGAUUGGAACUCCACCACCUCCAACUGGUUUGCCGAUUGGACAACGUUCUGUGAUUGGAACUCCACCACCUCCAACUGGUUUGCCGAUUGGACAACGUUCUGUGAUUGGAACUCCACCACCUCCUUGGCAAACCAGUUGGAGGUGGUGGAGAUCCAAUCACAGAACUUUAACUGGACAAAGUUCAGUGAUUGGAACUCCACAAACUCUGACUGCUUUUCCAGUUGGACAAAGCUCUUUAACUGGAAUUUCAUCAAUUCAGACUGUGUUACCACUAGAAAACAGCCCAGUGACUGAAGUUCUACCUUCAGAGACUCUUUUAGAAAUAGGGGCUAGCCCAGUGACUGAAGUUCUGCCUCCAGAGACUCUUUUAGAAAUAGAGGCUAGCCCAGUGAUUGGAACACUACCUUCAGAGACUGUUUUAGAGGACAACUCAUCUUUAUUAUUCUUUGAAUCACCAGGAAUAGUGAAGUUUCACUCUUCAGAAUUUGAUAGUCCAUCCUUUGGAAUGAGUGUUCCAGCUGUAUCUGUUUCAACAAGAGAAGUUUCUUCAUCAGGUGGUUUUGACUUGUUUGGAGAUGUACUUCAACCACAAACAGUCAAUGACAGUUCCAAGAGUCCUCCAGCAAUAACCCCUGCUGCAAAGAAAAAGCAGUCUCCUGUGAAACCAAUAGUAGAAGGUGAUCUUGAUUCAAGUAUAGCCAAUUUGGCCCAGAAUCUGGAUAUUGGUGGCCCUCCACAACACCUAAAGAAAUUUGAAGCCCAUCAGUGGGGAUCAACAAAAUCAGCUGUGAAGCCUGAUGCAGGAAGUACGAGUGGUGGAGGGGGAUGGGUUGGUUCUUCAACUGGACCGUCUGGCAAUGCUGGUUGGAAAACUUCCCAGUCUGGCUACCAGCCAAUGGGUAUUGCGGGACACCUUGGAAGAGGGACCACAAUGAGUUGCCCAUUCUCUCGGCCAGGAAUACCGCAACAGAGUAUGGGGGUCUGUAUUUCAGCAACAUCAAAUUUUAAUUACUUGUAACAACACCAUGGUCCUGAACAUCACCUUUUUAAUUACUUGUAACAACACCACGGUCCUGAACAUCACCUUUUUAAUUACUUGUAACAACACCACGGUCCUGAACAUCAUCUUUUUAAUUACUUGUAAUAACACCAUGGUCCUGCACAUGAACUUUUUAAUUACUUGUAACAACACCAUGGUCCUGAACAUCACCUUUUUAAUUACUUGUAACAACACCAUGGUCCUGAACAUCACCUUUUUAAUUACUUGUAACAACACCAUGGUCCUGAACAUCACCUUUUUAAUUACUUUUAAUAACACCAUGGUCCUGCACAUCAACUUUUUAAUUACUUUUAAUAACACCACAGUCCUGAACAUCACCUUUUUUAAUUACUUUUAAUAACACCACGGUCCUGAACAUCACCUUUU
Molecule: messenger RNA, 3919 nt
Organism: Limulus polyphemus (Atlantic horseshoe crab)
Lineage: Eukaryota; Metazoa; Arthropoda; Merostomata; Xiphosura; Limulidae
Product: clathrin coat assembly protein AP180-like
Exons: 19
Coding region: 215-3511 (1098 amino acids)
Biological process (GO): synaptic vesicle budding from presynaptic endocytic zone membrane; clathrin coat assembly; clathrin-dependent endocytosis
Cellular component (GO): synaptic vesicle; clathrin-coated pit; extrinsic component of presynaptic endocytic zone membrane
Molecular function (GO): phosphatidylinositol-4,5-bisphosphate binding; clathrin heavy chain binding; 1-phosphatidylinositol binding
Source: RefSeq, a predicted model, not a curated record